ACAUGUAAAUAUUAAUCCUAAAUAUCUAUCCGUUUCCACUUCUUCUCCCUCUAUCUGUAUAAAUCCUUUUGUGACUAGGCAACCUCAUGAACGAAAGAUGACGCACAUAGCUUGUGCGGCUGCCGAGGGCAAUCAUCAUUUCGUCUCGAUAGAGUUCACAUCACACGCUCCGUGUAAGCCACAAAACCAGUAAAAAGACAAUUUAAGCAAAGACUUUAACUCCAAACCUGCUAAACUUAUAUUGGUGGCAGCGGUUACAAAGCGAUUACAAAGCGAUUACAAAGGAUUUGUCAUAAAAUACUACUGUCCUACACACAGUGCCUCAAAUUCCGUGGUGACUCCGUUGGCAACGACUCCGUGAACCAGUGUGAACUCAAGCACAACCUCUCUACAAUUACGGGAUUACUACACUCCCUAUGAGACGACUACAAGCCCCAUAGCUCGUACUUGCACCUACAAAAGAGGUCACCACCUACGUUGUAUCACCAAAACAACAAUCUGUGCCACCACUCAGCAAACGUCCGUGACCAGUCUACCCAAAAAUCCCACCUCACUUAACGGGAUUAACCCCCUGCCGAACUCCCCCAACCCUGUAUCUUCACAGUCACAAGAGGAGGAAGAGGAAGCCAUAUUAGUAGUGACGAGGUAGUAGCCGCGGCCAGGCAGCUCAAUUCAACGCGUCAGCGGUCUGCGUCAGCGUGCCGUCAAUCAAAGCAUCGGCAACACCCACCCCCGGCUAGUGGAACACGCCGCACAAUUUUGGUUUGUCACCUGAACUAUCACUCAAGUAAGACGAAACGUUGUUCCAUAAUUUAGUACAUGUACCGUCGAAACCCCCCACUUCAAAUAACAUUCUCACCCUCGUCUCCCAUUCUCCACUAAAUUAACCUAAUAUAAUCGCCAUUUCAUUUGUUCUUAAUCCCAUACACGGAUUACAUUUAAAUUCCUAUCCCUACUCUCUUGUAAUCCAUACCGUUCGCCUUCAGCGCUCCUCCCCUCCCCGUUCACCAGCCCUACCCCUCUUUCGCCGGCGGCAGCCACGUCUUGCUGAUCCCAGUGAUAUGUGUCGCCAUCUGCACAUCUGCUGAUCCCAGUCAUUUAUGCCCUUGUACCGCCCCACUCUUUCCUCAAGCGACCUCACGACUGCUUCACACCCAAGCUUGUGCCGGAGAGCAGAGAGAAGUGAGUUAACCCACAUCUCCUGCGUCCCAGUCUCCCCCCUCACCAUACAUCAGCCAUACCAUCAUGCUCUGGUCUCCUUACAAAUGCAUCGGACACAGCUAAGUGACUCCCCCGUCUAACUCCCCAUGUCCCAGGAUCGAAAAUUGGAAGAGGCUCUAUCCUCUGCCUUCAGCGGUUUAACGAUUGAUACUCCCCAUCACACAGUCCUCCGUUCAGGAGCUGCUUAUCCAAAACCUAUUCCCCCAGCACCCCCAUUACCUCCUGCAAAGAAGCUCCCCUCAGACUUCUCACCAGAGCUUUCCCAGACUACUUCUUCCCAGACAGAACAGCACCAAAGUGACCCAACCAUGAGUGACAAACCUCAAAACGUCAUUUUAAGGGGCGAGGAUAAAAAUCCAAAAUAUACGGGCUCAGAGGAGACCGGCCCCGACCUCCUAACUCACCUGCAGAGGGUAGAGGAUGCUUUUACCAAAUUCCAAUAUACAAAUGAAAGGGAGAAAUUGGCCCACCUUUACGACAGCAUCCACACGGGCCCUUGUCGGGCUCAAUCCAUUAUAAAAAGUGACGCAUUCAAGAAAGCCAAAACAUAUGAUGAAGCGAAAGCAAAUCUCAUCAGCCAUUUCGGCUCCACAUGCAAACAGGGUGCCCUGUCAGUCUUGUUCCGCCUAGCGGCUACCUACCGUCCCAAAAUAAAGGCUAAUAUUGCAGUGGACGACUGUUUAGGCGUCGCGGGUGGAGCCUUCACAGAGUUUGAAACCCAAUUCCGUCACUCCCCGUGGACUACCGAUGAGAAAAUGAACCUUGAAGAUGUGUGCCGCCUUUUCUCAUACUUUGUCUUUCUCCUUAAUUGCACGGAGACACUCUUCAAAGAGUUACAAAAGGAAGAACCCCUACCAAAAGGUAGAACCCUUUUCAACCACAUCAGUCCCCUGUCGGGACGAGAGCCACCAACAGAACCCACAUCCUCAGCGGUGAGGGGUGUCAGAAUUCAGAGGGGACGUCCCCAAAGUCGCUCCCCGACCGGAGCUCAGACCCCUAGGAACCGCUCUGCCACACCCCGCGGCCGCCGCCCUUACACUAGAGGCAGGGGUCGCGGGCGUGGCUAUAACACUCAAUAUUGUUACAACUGCAGAAUCACAGGACACCAUACACGUAAUUGCUGGUACGGCAGCAACACCCAACAGUCAAAUCAAUAUUGUUCCUACCAUAAGACAUCAGGCCAUAACACCAAGGAUUGCCGCGCGAGGCCCCGGGGAGGUACCUCGUCGGGGGAAGCCUCGCGCGCCAUGUCUCCCGCAAUAACAUAGGCUCGGGUACAAAAUCACACCAGGUGUGUGGUAUUCAUACAACACCCCCAACCCGCACACCUUUAAACAAACCAAGUACAUCCACAGCUCAUUUUGACAUUGAAACCCAACCUACGGAUGUUGAAACCACUACCAUGAAACACCACCGCAUUGCUCUUUAUCCCCAAUCCUCCCUUGCCAUGACUGUCCCUGCUCAGUGUAAUGGUCGCCAAAUUAGUGUUUUCAUGGACACAGGGGCAUGUCCCAAUAUCAUAAACAUCGGAACAUUGCGUGCCUUACAUGACGCAAAGACAACCUUGGUAUUGGAACCUCCCUGCCUAAAAUUAAGUGGACUAGAUGACACAUCAUUUAAAGUAGUUGGACACACCCCCUUGUCUAUCCAGUUGGCUAACUCCCUGUCCCCGAUUACAGCCACCUUUCAUGUGUGUCAUGGUUUGAAUAUCCCAGGUGAUAUUCUUUUGGGUCUUCAAUCUAUGCGGGAACACUGCUUGUCCCUAGCUCCAGCAGAAGAUUGUGUUUACCAACAUGAAACACCAAUUAGAACACUCACGGCCCCAAAGCCAUUGUUGUGCACUUCUCCCUCCGCCGAUGGAGAAUAUACUCAUCUUUCUAGCGUGGCCCAGCGGUCACUGGUUGAUACUUCAUCUCCAGCAGUGCAUGUUAUUAAGGAACAAAGUGCAUCAUCCUCCAAUACAUUACCUCCC
Molecule: messenger RNA, 3193 nt
Organism: Eriocheir sinensis (Chinese mitten crab)
Lineage: Eukaryota; Metazoa; Arthropoda; Malacostraca; Decapoda; Varunidae
Exons: 2
Coding region: 1308-2489 (393 amino acids)
Molecular function (GO): zinc ion binding; nucleic acid binding
Source: RefSeq, a predicted model, not a curated record